Molecule: messenger RNA, 1038 nt
Organism: Symbiodinium natans
Lineage: Eukaryota; Dinophyceae; Suessiales; Symbiodiniaceae
Source: the annotation of a GenBank genome assembly
AUGUUGGCGGCCUCGAAGUAUGAAGAGGACAACCUCAACAACGGCCAUACCGCGGUCUGGGGUUCCUUCUAUUGCGUUGCCACCCAUCGGUGGGGCUAUGCUUGUUGCCUCCUCUGUGAUCGACAUGCAGAAUGUGGCAAAGUGGAGGUGCCGGCGUUGGAAGGGCCCAGCGGCAGUACUGACGCAAGCGAGGGCCGCGGAGACAUUGGAAGGGCGCAAGCGUCCACGACAAACGUGGCGAACGAUGCAGAGGAAGCCGCGCCCAAUUCAGCUCGGUGCGCUGCCGAGCUGGCUCGAAUCCUGGCAACGGGGCCAAAAAAACCUUUUGAGGUGUUGGGGCUAUCUCCGUCCAAUGCCACGUGCUACGCAGUCAGGAAUGCGUUUCGGCGCCUUGCGCUGCUGGUUCAUCCGGACAAGAACCCUGGAGAUGAGGAGCGCUGUCACCGUGCGCUUCUGCGUGCGCAGGGUGCGCGAGAGGCAGCGCUGGCACUUCUUUCUGCGCCACCGGCAGCGGCAGUGGCAGAGAAGCCCGAGAAGCCGCGCCCAACCGUCUCGCGGCCCAGGGAGCGAGCUCCUGGAAAAGAGCCCCAGAAGCGCAGCGAUUUCGAGAGUGCCGAGGCUUUUGUAGUGCAUGCCCUGCAAUAUGUGCUUGAUGAGUGGUAUCGCUUUGUCGACUUGGCUCUGGGAGGGCCCGAUGCGCAGAAGAGAAAGGAGGCUUCGGCACGGCGUGCUGCCACCGCUGCAGCUGCUACUGGGGGCGCUGAGGGUGUGCUGAGGUCUGAGGUUGCCCUGCAGCAGACAACGAAGUCGGUUAAGGCUCUUUCGAAGCUGUUGGGCAACCAGGAGCUUGGAUCCGAGAUCGUUGCCAAAGUCGAGCGUGUUUGUCGCGGGAUGCUGGAGAAGGAGUAUGCCCAUGCAAAUCAGGCUUACAUGGACCUCGCGAUCGGCAACAAAGCCUGGCACACAGAGGUCCCGACUCUGAUGGAAGGCGGCAUGGACGGCCUCACAGGCAUUGAGCGUGGGCGCAUGUGGAAGCAA